AUGGCCAUCAAGGUACCCGAGAUCCCCGAGCAGUACAGAGCUGUGGUGUACGAUAGCCCUGGCUCUAUCUCCACCAAGAUUGUGACAUUGGACACGCCGGAGCCUGGGCCAGGUGAAGUACUGAUAAACAUGACGCAUUCUGGUGUCUGCCACUCGGACUUGGCCGUCAUGACCAAUGGUUGGACAUCGCUCCCUGCUCCAACACCCGACGGGCAGGUCGGCGGCCAUGAGGGUGUCGGCAAAGUCGUCAAGCUGGGACCAGGAGUGGAGUCUACAGGCAUCAAGAUCGGAGAUCGUGUUGGCAUCAAAUGGAUCGCCAGCUGUUGUGGAAGAUGCGAACCUUGUAUUGUUCGCGAAGAUGGUCUCUGCUUCAAUCAACAGAUCUCGGGCUACUUCACCCCAGGCACCUUUCAACAAUACGUACUCGGGACAGCUGCAUGUGUGACGCCUAUUCCGGAAGCACUAGACUCGGCUAUAGCUGCUCCGAUGCUCUGCGCUGGUGUGACGGUAUAUGCUGCACUGCUUCGCAGUCAGGCAAAGGCUGGCAACUGGGUUGUCAUCGCUGGAGCGGGAGGCGGACUAGGCCAUCUAGCCUGUCAGCUCGGAUCUAGAGCUCUAGGCCUGCGAAUAAUCGGAGUCGAUGACAGCAGCAAGGCUGGUAUCGUGUAUAGUUCUGGCGCAGAGCACUUUGUCGAUGUAAGGGGUUUCUCGAGCGACGAGGAGAUGACGGCGAAGAUCAAGAGUUUAACCGGUGGCCUUGGAGCUCACGCAGUGAUUGUGUGCACGGCAUCUCCGAGAGCUUAUGCACAGUCUAUGAGUUUCUUGCGGUUCAAUGGAACUGUGGUUUGCGUUGGAAUGGUCGAGGGCGAUGAAGUGCCGAUCGCGGGAGCUAAGCCGGUGCAGAUGAUCGCACAGCAGUUACGAGUUGUGGGAUCUGCAGUUGGGAAUCAGCAGCAUGCAAUUGAAGUGCUUGACUUUGCUGCUCGUGGUAUUAUCAAGCCACACGUGGAGGUGCGCAAGAUGGAAGACUUGACUGGCGUAUUUGAAGAUAUGAAACAAGGAAAACUUCAUGGAAGGGUUGUCAUUGAUCUGGCUUAAUUAACUGAGUUGCGUCAUCUUAGGCCUAUAUGUAUCUUCACUAGAUCAAGUACUGAUAUCAAAGUUCUCAUCAAGUCUGUA
Molecule: messenger RNA, 1179 nt
Organism: Fusarium verticillioides 7600
Lineage: Eukaryota; Fungi; Ascomycota; Sordariomycetes; Hypocreales; Nectriaceae
Product: alcohol dehydrogenase
Exons: 4
Coding region: 1-1098 (365 amino acids)
Molecular function (GO): oxidoreductase activity; zinc ion binding
Source: RefSeq, a predicted model, not a curated record